Molecule: messenger RNA, 1290 nt
Organism: Colossoma macropomum (tambaqui)
Lineage: Eukaryota; Metazoa; Chordata; Actinopteri; Characiformes; Serrasalmidae
Exons: 3
Coding region: 447-1280 (277 amino acids)
Source: RefSeq, a predicted model, not a curated record
ACAUCCAGUAGAUUGCAAGCAAUUCGCGCUUUUGGCCACCAGAUGCCGCUGAUGUCGUCGUUUUUUAAAAAAAUCGUGGAUUAGUAGAACUUUUUCAAAUAAGUUUAAAAAAGAAAAAAGUAUUGAUAAAGAAGAAAGGCUCUACGUGCCGCAGUGCGCGAGCUAUUGUGCUCUGUUGGGGGGGUUUCUCUCAGCUGGGGGCGUUUUUCUUUUGCAAAUGAGUGCAUUCUUAGAGAUGCAGUGUAAUGAGGGUCAUUAGGGGGUGCAGGUAAGAACAGGCCUCAUUAUGCACGGGCCAAUGGGGGUGUGAAUGGGCUGGGGGAGGAGAGCCCUUAAGGAUCAGCUCAAAUGUGCUGACCAGAGAGGAACCUAUUGUCAGAAGAAGCUCCAGCUGCCUACAAGCUCUCGGACACUGUGUUUGGGGUUGUAUUUGGAUUUUAUUCGCCAUGCAUCCGUCCACUCUGCUGCUGGUCCUCACCUCCGUGACCUUGCUAAUGGAAGUACAGUGUGGAUCUCUUUUUGCUCGGACAGCAAAGAGUCCGUCUCUGGAAGAGGUCGAGAAGAAGUGCACCAGCUUGGCCAUGCCCUGGACGGAGGCCAGGCUUCAGGGAGGUCACUGGGGUCACAUCUACAGGCUGAAGGUCCUGUCCAUGGGCAAAGAUGGAGCAAAGAGGGCAGUUUUCCCCGAGCAGCCUCUGUUUGGCUUCGUUAGGCGGGUUUAUCACUGCUGUCAGAUGGGCUUCCACUGCGGAGGAGUGAAGGGAAUACAGGGCAGAGAGGCUGGAGGCUCCAGUAUUGAGUUCCUGCUCAGUGAGGACGUUCUCUCGGCUCCGGUGGUGAGAGCCGAGAUUCAUCUCCAGCUUACAAACCCGCAGCUCCUCAACGUCCAGCCGCUGCUGCCUUCGCUGGAGAAACGGCAGCUCCCGACGAGGUACAGUGCGUGGUCUAAGGACGGUGUUCUAGAGUUGAGGGUGGACUUGACCUUCCUGUUCCAGGCUCUCCAGCAGGCCCUUGGUGGGGGCCGUGGGGGUCCUAGCCUGCUGGACAUUCGAAGGGUGGGGGGUCUAAGCAGGCCCUGGGCUUCGGACUCCAGAGAAAAAGCCCUGCAUGAUCCCAUAUCAGCUGUGCUGGGGGACGGAUGGGUCGAGCGCCCCCUGCAGGCCACAGUGGAGCUGGGACUGGCCUUACACUGCAGCACAGCGGACGCUAACACACGGCCAUGCCAGAGCCAGGGGGUCCGACUACUACACACACCAUUCAUCACACUCUCAUACAGAUAGCAACACAUAA